GAGCAGUCACUGUCAGCGCCGUCUAUAUUCAUUUAAGAUAAAAAAAAGUCUAGCACUUCGUUAUUUAAAUCUAGGACUCAACAGCCAAUUUCAAAAUCAUUAUGAACUGCCUUCCACCGUUUGUCAAAGCAAGUUUGCACUAACUUCGCGAUGACCAGGGGACUUGCCCUACCGUACGAGGUUAUUCUGCUUGGUGCCGGGAGGCUAGACCUUCCUACUCUAUGUUCAUUUCUCAGAGCACUACCACAGGUCGCGACAUUACUUUCCCCAGUGUAUUUCUCAAUUAGGGAUGAGUCUGGGAACAGUAUACUCCAUAUACUAGCAGGCGAAGGGGAAUACAAGCUUCUGUUGCAAGCCUUGAAAUCCAGAGGCGCUUCCCCAGGCAUGAAGAAUGAAGACAUGGAUGCACCAUUUUCACUCGCGGUUUCUCGAGGAUAUCUCUUAGUUGUCCAAGCACUUCUACAUCGGAUUGACGUUGACGCAAAUUUUACAAACGACAUGGGCAAAACCUUACUACAUCUUGCUUCUCUAAGCGGCCAGGAGUCGAUACUCGAUCUGCUGACGCACUGGCCCGGAACAGAUAUCAACAAAAAGGAUAAACAUGGUCAAACUGCCGUGUCGCUUGCAGCGGAAAACGGUCAGGAGCGAUAAGUGGCAUUACUGGCGAGGAAGGCCGAUAUAUGCACAAGGGACGUUUGGGGGCAACUGGCGUUGCAUCACGCCGUAAAAAAUGGCCAUACGGAUGUCGUGGAGAUUUUACUUGAGCAAAAUGAUGUAGAUGUCAAUGCCCUUGAUGAUCGGCGGCAAACACCUCUCUGUUACGCAGCGCAGAAUGGGC
Molecule: messenger RNA, 838 nt
Organism: Aspergillus caelatus
Lineage: Eukaryota; Fungi; Ascomycota; Eurotiomycetes; Eurotiales; Aspergillaceae
Product: ankyrin repeat domain-containing protein
Exons: 1
Coding region: 151-651 (166 amino acids)
Molecular function (GO): protein binding
Source: RefSeq, a predicted model, not a curated record